Fusarium fujikuroi IMI 58289 is the source of this 864-nucleotide messenger RNA. RefSeq lists its product as uncharacterized. Lineage: Eukaryota; Fungi; Ascomycota; Sordariomycetes; Hypocreales; Nectriaceae. Bases 1 to 864 code for a protein of 287 amino acids. The record is from RefSeq and is a predicted model, not a curated record. The transcript has 4 exons.
AUGCCUGGUCAAUGCCCGCCCUGCCUUCCAGCGCGGGAGAAUGUUAAGGAUACGUGCAUGGAUCCGCAAUAUAUCCCGGGCGGUGACUACACCAUAGCGCAGAUUAAUGAAGGAUCCCUCGAAUUCCAAGUCUCUGAAGCAUGGACACUCAUCCUGAGAGAUGCCUUCAGUAUCUAUGAAGGCUUCAGGGUCGACUAUGAAGCCGACAUCCACGGCCGAAGGAUCGAUAUGGAGGUUUGCCACAUGAAUAACCAUCGUAUGCUCAACUUCCUUGGUCUUGUCCUCAAGCGGUACGCAUACUUGAACUCGACCCACCCACUGGACGAUGCCGAAACUGAGUUGAAAAGCACUUGGAAUCUCUGGGCAUCACACAGGAGGGUAGGCUUUGGGGAGCGCUAUGUAUUGGCAAGAGGGUUAAGUUUUACUAAUACAACAAGGAAAGCGGCAAUGCUAGACUCUUGGCGUUACAUGAUGGCAUGUUGCAAAUUGAUCGACAGCCCCAGACGAUGGGAAGGUCAUGCCCAAUGCAUGGGACCGCAAAACCUAUGGGUGGCAAAGUGCGACAAUUACUUUGAACGGCCCUCUGCAGAAGCAGGACUUGAUCAAUUUGCCUGCAAAUUGGCUGGUUAUCUCGGACUUGAGAUCCCCUUUCAUCGAAGAGUAUCGCAAGCGUUGCGGGUCUCACCGGUAAUACAAAAUCGAAAACUUUUCCAACAUAUAGGACGUGUGGUAUACGUCACUAGAGCUUUCAAGGCACUGCCCAUUCCCCCAAGCCUGGACUCGCCAGUUGACUCGGGACUCAUCGAGAUCAUGGUAAUCCCAUUGGUGGAAGCCUUCAUUGUCGGCAAAGAAAGUCCUACAUGA